AGACUUUCGCUCGUUUGCAGCGGGUCGGAGGAUCGAAGGAUUGAGCCAAUUGCGGACGAAACGUCUUUGCAAGGAAGGGGGUGAGGGAGCAGCCCUUUGAGUUCCGCCUCUUCUCUAGGCGCUGGUGGGGAAGGGGGACGUAAGGAAUCCUGCCCUCUGAGCCGCGGACCCGACGAUGAUGCUGUCAGUAUCGAGAGUGGCACAAACACAGAACGCCCUGAUACGCCUACAAAUACACCGAAUGCACCGGGAAGGAAAAGCUGGGGGAAGGGAAAAUGGAAGUCAAAGAAAUGCAAAUAUUCUUUCAAAUGUGUGAACAGCCUCAAGGAAGAUCAUAACCAGCCAUUGUUUGGAGUUCAGUUUAACUGGCACAGUAAGGAAGGAGAUCCUCUGGUGUUUGCAACUGUGGGAAGCAACAGAGUUACCUUAUAUGAGUGCCAUUCACAAGGGGAAAUCCGGUUAUUGCAGUCCUAUGUAGAUGCUGAUGCAGAUGAAAACUUUUAUACUUGUGCAUGGACCUAUGAUAGCAACACCAGCCACCCUCUACUUGCUGUUGCUGGGUCUAGAGGCAUAAUAAGGAUAAUUAAUCCCAUAACGAUGCAGUGUAUAAAGCACUAUGUUGGCCAUGGAAAUGCUAUCAAUGAGCUGAAAUUCCACCCACGAGACCCAAAUCUUCUCCUGUCAGUAAGUAAAGAUCAUGCUUUACGACUAUGGAAUAUCCAGACAGACACGCUUGUGGCAAUAUUUGGAGGUGUGGAAGGACACAGAGAUGAAGUUCUGAGUGCUGAUUAUGAUCUUUUGGGUGAAAAAAUAAUGUCCUGUGGUAUGGAUCACUCUCUUAAACUUUGGAGAAUCAACUCAAAGAGAAUGAUGAAUGCAAUUAAGGAAUCUUAUGAUUACAACCCAAAUAAAACUAACAGGCCAUUUAUUUCCCAGAAAAUCCACUUUCCUGACUUUUCUACCAGAGACAUACAUAGGAAUUAUGUUGAUUGUGUGCGAUGGUUAGGCGAUUUGAUACUUUCCAAGUCUUGUGAAAAUGCCAUUGUAUGCUGGAAACCUGGCAAAAUGGAGGAUGAUAUAGAUAAAAUUAAACCUAGUGAGUCUAAUGUGACUAUUCUUGGGCGAUUUGAUUACAGCCAGUGUGACAUUUGGUACAUGAGGUUUUCUAUGGAUUUCUGGCAAAAGAUGCUUGCAUUGGGCAAUCAGGUUGGCAAACUUUAUGUUUGGGAUUUAGAAGUAGAAGAUCCUCAUAAAGCCAAAUGUACAACACUGACUCAUCAUAAAUGUGGUGCUGCUAUUCGACAAACCAGCUUUAGCAGGGAUAGCAGCAUCCUCAUAGCUGUCUGUGAUGAUGCCAGCAUUUGGCGUUGGGAUCGACUUCGAUAAACUAUUUUUUCCUAGAAAAUUAGAAUAUGUUUGUUGUCUUUGUAAAAUAGAAUUAAUGUAUCUUGCUAGUAAGGGCACAUAGAGCAUUUAGACUUGUUUUUCAGCAUUCAAUCAGGCUGAGCUGAAUGUAGUGAUGUUUACAUUGUUUACAUUCUUUGUACUGUCUUCCUGCUCAGACUUUACGGCUUUUAAUAAAAAUUUAUUUUUGUAAAGCUGUGUUAUUUUUAUUGUGAUGAAACAAGUUGGAAGUAAUAAAAUUAUACCAUA
Molecule: messenger RNA, 1653 nt
Organism: Cricetulus griseus (Chinese hamster)
Lineage: Eukaryota; Metazoa; Chordata; Mammalia; Rodentia; Cricetidae
Source: RefSeq, a predicted model, not a curated record